CAAAUAAUCACUUUCUCUUAUCUUCCCAACUAAAAACUUUAAAACCAUCAAAGAAGAACCCUAAAAGAAAAAUUCUAUUUAUACCGAAGAUGGGAGUUUUGAAGAGAAGAGUUUCGAGUAGCAGAGGUCUUGGAGGUGUUCUUAGAGAGCAAAGAGCUAAGCUUUACAUCAUCAAACGAUGUGUUGUGAUGCUCCUAUGUUGGCAAGAUUGAUCUUGGUUGAUUCAAGUAGUGAUACUUUGAAGCUUAACCGGAUCAAACUGAUGAUUGCAAGAAGAUAUGAAAGAGGAAGAAACCGGUUUGGGGUUUGCUUGCCGAUAGUCAAUCUUAGGGGGAUGAAAUUUUAACACUUUCGAUAUACUGAAUAUGGGUGGGUUUUUAGUUUUUGGAGGGUAUAUUUGUAAAUAUACGAAUAAAAAUUUGGGAUAAAUUUUGUAAUGGCUUUUGCCUUAGUUCCAUAGUUCCCUGUGUAAAUUCGACUAUAUAUCUCACACAUAAUCUAACCAAGAUUAGUUCUUGUUUA
Camelina sativa (false flax) is the source of this 522-nucleotide messenger RNA. It is a transcript of the gene RTFL16, whose product is annotated as ROTUNDIFOLIA like 16. The record is from RefSeq and is a predicted model, not a curated record. Gene Ontology annotation, biological process: negative regulation of cell population proliferation. Lineage: Eukaryota; Viridiplantae; Streptophyta; Magnoliopsida; Brassicales; Brassicaceae.